Molecule: messenger RNA, 4123 nt
Organism: Blepharisma stoltei
Lineage: Eukaryota; Ciliophora; Heterotrichea; Heterotrichida; Blepharismidae
Source: the annotation of a GenBank genome assembly
AUGAACGAGCAAUACAUCUCCCACCUUGAAUCAUUAAGCAACUUACUCUACACAGCACAGAACGAACAAGUAAACAUCAUUUAGGAAAGAUCUAACGCAGGCCAAGCUCUCUGCAAUGUUUUAGAGUCUUCAGAAAAUUUCAAGAAUUUGAUCCCAAUCCUAAACAUCUCGCAAAACUCAAAUUUAAUUUUUCUGACAGUUCGAGCAAUAACAAAAGUCCUUCCAUCAGAGUGAAAGAUGCUUUCUAAAGAAGAAAAAAACAUCCUUUAUCAAGAAAUUUCCAAUAUGCUUUUUGAUCAGCAGCCCAGACAAAGUUUUGUUAUAACAGGACUAGCCAAAGCACUAGCAAGAAUAAGCAGAUUAGGAUGGCUUGAGUCAGAUUCCAUAAAAAAUGUGGUCGGCUCUGUACAGCAAAUCAUUGAACAAAAUUUGUUUUUCGCUGAGCGGGGCUUUAAAUUCUUCGGGGAAAUCCUCAAUGAGAUGUCAGAACCAAUUAAAAACCGGCCUUUAUCAGUCAAUAGAAGAACUGCAAUUAGCUUUAGAGAUGAAGCAAUGGAGAAGAUCUUUGCAAUGUGUGUGUAUUUUUUGUCAAAAGUACAAGAAAUCCCGAAUAGCUUGAUUAUGGAAGUUCUUAAUGUUUUAAUACUUUCUAUGACUUUUGAUUUUUUAGCUAUUUGCUCAGAUGAAACUAAUGAAGAUUCUUUGUGCUUGCAAAUUCCUUUAACAUGGAAAGGACACUUUGAAAAUCCUGUGUCGUUGGAUUAUUUAGAAUUUCUGAUUAUUAAUGGAAAUAAUGAAGUUGAAUCUUUAGCAAUGAGAGCCUUUAAUCAUAUGGGAGCAAUCAGGAAAAGCAUUUUUGCAAAUAAUCAGGAAGGGAAAUUUAAUUAUGAACAAAAAUAUUUAAAGAUUUUGGCUGAUAUAGAGAAAUAGGCAUUUUAUAUUAUAUUUUGUAAAUGAAAAUUAAAAUUUAUGCAAAAAAAAAAAUUUCAGAUUUUUGCAAAUUAAAUUUGUCCUUGGGAGAAAAAUGUUUAAUGAGGAGUAUCAUAACAAAUAAAAAUAUAAGCGGUGACACAAAAUUCGAAUACAUGACCACAUGCAAGCGAUUUUUUUCAAAUUUCAACUUAAAAGAAUGCUGCGAGCAGAUAGCUUUUAACAACUGAAUCAAUGCGCUGGCAAAUUUUUCUGCUGGAUUGUUCUCCAAUAGAGAAUCAAUAUAUUCUGGAUAUGAGAGCUCAUUUCAUAUUUGAAGCUAUCUAGCUUAUGAAGCCCAUCAUCAACUUCCUCAAGGAAACCAAAUAGAGCUCUUCCUUCCAAAGCUGUUUGAUUUGUUUUUGCAAUCGACCUUAAACAAUGCAGCUCCAGAUCUACUUAAUUUCCCCUUCAAGGUGAGUAAAAAAAUUAAUAAAAUGCCUAAUUUGAAAAAAAUUAUCCUCCUUUAAGAAUAUAAAUAAAAUGGCAGGUGGUGAGUGACCGGCUCUCCGUGGCGGGGGUCCUUAUCUGUAUCCGGAUGCAGUUUUUGGUGCAAAGAGCUUCCCAAGGGUUGGGCUAGCCUCGAAACGAGAGGCCUCGCAUUAUUUCUGGUGGUUAGUGGCCUGGCUCGUGUGGGAGUUUUUUACGUAAUUUUUUCUAGGAUGCCCAAGCCCAGGUGGGUGUCUGAUAAAGACAGGAAAACUUAGCUGCCUAGGCUGCUUCAUGGCCUGCCCCAAAUCGUGUAAGCGGUGAGCUAAUCAUUUGGUAAUGAAUCAGGGAAAAAGAGAAAACGGGCCAGAAAGACUCUCAAAAGCUACAGUCUCCUACUUUAAAGGGUCCCGUGAAAGGGGUGAUCUGACCCAAGCAAGCAGGGUUGAUUAAGCUGAUUUCUUGAGUUGGAAAUGAGAUUCCCGGCAAAGCCCGUAUGACAUGGGAUUACGGAGGGAACAUGCCUCUACCGAAAAGCCGGGGUUUCUGCCCGUGCUCAAGUUAACUAUGGAACACCCUCCCACAGCUCACGCCGUUGAGUCCAUGAUGCUCAUGAAGUGAGGACUAUAAAGACACAUUUUAAUCUAAUAAUAAUCCCCUUUAAGAGAAAGAAAUAAUUUUUUGCAUAGCAUAUUUGUAUAUUUAGUUAAUGAUUACUAUAAUAAGACACCAAGCUAAUAUUACGAAAUUUUAAACAUUUUUCAUUCUUAAGAAUAAGUUUAAAAUGUUAAAUUGAUUAUUUUUUCAAAUUAGGAUUUUAAAAACUGAAAAUAUACCCUUUUAAGGGGAAGCUAGUGAAGAGUUUGAAAAUGAAUUUAAAGACCAAUUAACACAAAUAGGACAAUUCUGCCAAUACUAUUAUCCACAAUUUGUUGUUUUGGUAGAAAGAAAUUACUCUGCAGCUCUAAAUUCAUAUGAUUCAGCUAGAUCUCAAGGCCUAAGCCUAGAAGCUUCCGAAGUAAAAUUAGCUUGGCUAACUUUUAUUGCUUCAUCUUUAAUUUCUUUAAGAGAAAAGAAGGUAAACCAAUCUGAAGAGCAUCUAGAUGGCCCAAUGAUUAAUUUUGUGUUACAACUAGCAGCACAAACUAGUUUGUACAAUCCAUUAGAAUGCUUAGAAGCAUCAAUCGUUCAUUUUAUGACAGCCUUGACGAAAUCAUAUAUAAAUUCCCCUCAUGAGACUAUAUGAAUUUUCUAUGAAAAAUCAAGAGGUGUAGAUGAUGGAGCUGCACAGAUUAUUGCUGAAGAAACAUUGAAAUUCGUUAUAAAAUCAUUGCUCAAUAAAUUAAUACAUAAUUUGGCAAGAUACUCUGAAGGCAGAAUAGUGAGAUGGACGUUAGAAUUGUUUGAAUGGCUAGCCAAAGGCUUCUAUAGCAGUAAAAUUUUGGUUAAAAUUGAUAUAAUCCAAAAUUUGAUGAUUCAGUAUGAGACUUACCAAUUAUGCACCACAAAUGCUAAAUACCGUGAAAGACUGUAUUUUGCCUUAGCCAACCUAUGGACAAAUGAAGAGGUUCAAGAGCCCUUAACUCAUUUCUUGAGGCCUAUUGGCUCUCAAAUCCAACGAUUAUUGAUGACUCCUAACGAGACCGAGCUGCUAUUUUUAUAUAAAGAGCUGAAAGGGAUUUGUGGGGUGCUUUUCAAUGCAAAGCUAUAUAAUGAAUUUUUCGAAUGGUUUUAUGAAGGAAAUAUUUCAAUUAUUUUUACUACUGUCCAAAACUACAUGUAUAACAACAAUCUCAUUAAUUCUUUAUUAGGAUUUCUUACUGAGCUCGCAUUUUCUAGAAAUACAAGAAUAGCAUUUGAUGUUGCAUGUGCUUAUGGUAUUAUUAUUUUCAAAAAUUUAAGCCACAUUUUGGCAUCUUGCUGUAAGUCUUUGAUAGAGCAGCAAAUUACUCAAGAAAAUUAUAAUAUCUUUUAUAAAAGGAUAAAAAAUAUAUUGAAGCUUGUAGUGAAGCUUUUAAGUGGAAAUUAUGUGAAUUUCGGAGUUUUUGAAGUGUAUGGAGAUACGUGCUUCCUUGAGACAAUAAGCUUGUGCUUCUCAGUGCUUGAUAAAAUCCCAAAAUCUGAAGCAAUUGUAUUUUUUAUUUAGACAUUCAGCAAGCUAGUUGACAACAUUUAUGAAUUCCUUGAACUAGUGACAAAAUCCCAUUUGAAGACUGUAUUCACUCAGCUUCAAAGUUCAUGCUAUUCUACAAUAAUUUUUUAUGUUCUCCAAGGCUUAAACUCAACCAGUGAUUUUCAUUUAGACAUGAAAAAUUGUUUAUCUGCUUCAAAUGCUACAACUUUUAUUUGUGAUUAUAUAAUACGAAUUGGAGCUAAAAACACACAAGAAACUGAAGCUGUAAAAAGAAUCUUAAAUGAGUUCCCCUCAAGCUUAACUGAUUUGCUAAGUCAGGUAAUGGACAUUAUCUUAACUGAAGACAGCAAUUAUAUGUGAACUCUUAGUAAGCCACUAUUAGGACUUCUCAUUAUUAAUGAAAAUUCAUUUGAGCAAAUUAAAAAUUUUUCAAUUACAAAAGCUACAAAUAAUCCCCAGUCUCAACAAAUUUUAAAUGAAGCUUUAUCGAAGCUAAUGAAUGGUAUAGCUAGGAGUAUGGACUCAAGAAAUCGUGACCGUUUUGCUAAAAAUUUCAAUGACCUAAGAUCAGCUUUAAAUUUGGUUAACUAA